This is a messenger RNA of Periconia digitata, 2477 nucleotides long. NCBI's taxonomy places the organism in Eukaryota, Fungi, Ascomycota, Dothideomycetes, Pleosporales, Periconiaceae. The record is from the annotation of a GenBank genome assembly.
UCCCACAUGGCUCGCCAUACCGUUCCCCCGGGCGCACUAGAGAGGCCGUGCCGCUUCCAUCCUCUCCAAAAAGACAAGACGAGGUGCGGGCUUGCCCCAGCUUCCCACUUUUCCUUCUCUUCUCCCCCAUCCUCUCCUCUCCUCUAUCGCGACAUCCGAUUCAGGCACCUCAAUUGCACUGUAUGCUCAAUUUGAAGCGCUCAUAUUCCAAAUUCCCGGCGUCUGGUCAAGCUACCAUGUGUAGUACCGCAGCCUAGACGUCUUUGAUCCUCCAAGACACAUUUGCAUGUCCGCAUCGACAAUCCGUCCUCAUUCAAUUGCCCCGUCUUUUCAAGCGCGUGUCAUAUCUCAAUUCAACAUCGGGACCCUACUGGAUGAGCUAUGGGUUGAAUCAGCUUGCUGGCGACUAGUCAUCGAUCCCGUUGUGGAUAUACUAACCUCAGAUCUCCUUCGCUACCAGGAUCCUCCUACCACCAAAAGGACCAUAUCCCGGGAUUGUUUUGUCGCGCAUCUGGCCUUUGUUUACGCCCUCAGACGAGCGACAUACGUACACACCUACCUUCUCAUGCGGCAUCGUUCCUUCCUUGUCAAUCAACACCCAUCUCUUUGUUAGCAGCCACGCCUCGAUUUCCCGAGGUCCCACCCGAUCGUCAAGACAAAGGCGCAUUGUGCACCCUCAAAGGAAUUUCAUCCCCGAGGAAUCGAAGCUAGCUUAUAUACGCGGUUCAUACAAUUCAAGCCUCGACUCAUACAAGCAUCGCCCCAACAUGUCCACCCCAAACUCACUACGACACGCCCAGUCUGUGGCCUCUACACCAUCGACAACAUCAUCAUCGCCCGCUGCGAGUACCUCGAACAUGGUUGAACCUAAAAGCGAGUAUUUGCGCCAUGCAUUAGAGGCACAGAGGGCCAAACAGACCACUCCCGCUUCCACAUCGUCUCCUGCUCCCAUCGAAUCAAAGCCUUCUGCCCCCGAGGCCGCCAGCCCAAGUACGUCCGAUCCGUGGCUAGAGCAAGCAAAAGACGAAUCAUUUCUCCCCAGGAAUACACCGACCCGUCGUACACGGAGGCCGAGCGACGGAAUGGCGCCCCGGAAGCCCACUAUUCGCGAACAACAGGCCGAGGUGGAUAAGUUGAAAGAAGCGCUGUUCAGUCAGAACAUGAAGCUCGAGCUCAUCAGUAAACAAAACAACGAGUUGAAGGAUGAGAUAGAGGAGGCAAACGAUCGCAUCGCCCAGUUGGAGCAUUUGGAGGAGGAUAAUCAUGAUCUUCGAGAAACAAACAGGCAUCUUGAGGACAAGAUCGAGGACAUCUACGACGAUUACGAGGAAUUGCAGAAGCGGAAUGCAGAUAUCCUACAGAUUCAAGAGGAAAGCGUCCAGAACAUGGAGUUGCAGAACAAUGCUCUAGAAGAAGCCGCAGAGAUCAUUUUCCGGAUGGAACAGCAGAAGGAGUCGCUUGCUCGAGAAAACGCACUGCUUCGGCAGCAAAUGUCGAACUUGCAAGCCCCAACGACCGGAUACCACCAUACUGGCAUGGACGGGGAUACCAAAGGCCCUGCGCGUGUUUACAGUGUUGAUGAAUCGCGACCAUCGACAAGCCACUUCGAUUCCGACUACUACAGUCAGCCUGCAUCACCUCAAGUUGAGGCGAGCAAACAGUCACUACCGUCUGUCACCGUGUCGGAUCGAGCACGUGAUUUUUUGACCUUGAACAAAGUGAGCAAAAAGUCAACACAUGACCUGAAAAAGCGCAUGUCAGAGGCAUCUGUGAAAGUAGCACGAUCAAAAUCGAAAGUCCCGGAGGCACCUCCCACCGCGAAGUCCCAUGCGGAAAGCCGCCCCAUUGUGACUCAACAGCCCGUACGCACACCGAGGCGUACCAGACCAUCUGCGCAACUAUCGCCCUCUGUGGCCGGUUCGUCGAAUUCGAGAAAACAUGAUCAACAAGCUCCUAGCACGCCAACCAAUCAAUCGGAUGGCCUGCGAGGCAUGUUCCGCGAUCAAUUGACUUUGGAUACGUCCUCGCACUCCUCUCAAGGCGCUUCACCCGGCUUCACACAGAGCCCCCUUGAGUCGAAGAAUCUUCGACCAGUUCAAGUCCCCAUUCGAUCUGACCAGGUUCGCCCCAACAGCCGCACCAGACACGAGCGACACAAACCAACUCAUCGGCCAGACUCCGGCCACGGAAGGCAGUCAGAUGACCCCGACUGGGACAAAUACUCUCCCACAGAUUCUGUGGCAACUGAUUUAACAACGGAACCGGAUCGUGAUCCACGCACGCGCUGGUGGAAGACGGUCGACGGGCUGUCUUCGGGUGCAGGUGGCCCUGCGCGUGCUUUGGCUAGGUCUAGAGGUCAGCCAUCACACCUGCAGCCGAAUUCCUCGGGGCAAAACUUUCUCUUUAAUCCUGCCGAGAGCGACGAAGAGUUUAUCGCGAAGCUGAAAAGCCAAAUGCCUUCGCGCCGAGAUCGGUGA